Messenger RNA from Theileria parva strain Muguga, 1722 nucleotides. RefSeq names its product DEAD-box ATP-dependent RNA helicase 8 (gene RH8). Gene Ontology annotation, biological process: P-body assembly; cytoplasmic stress granule assembly. Gene Ontology annotation, molecular function: RNA helicase activity; mRNA binding; ATP binding. The coding region runs from base 364 to 1617 and encodes 417 amino acids. The record is from RefSeq and is a predicted model, not a curated record. NCBI's taxonomy places the organism in Eukaryota, Apicomplexa, Aconoidasida, Piroplasmida, Theileriidae. The transcript has 5 exons. Gene Ontology annotation, cellular component: cytoplasmic stress granule; P-body.
GUUUAUUUCGAGUAUUAGUUUAGUUUGUUGUUUAAGUGAACGGAUGGGAUCGGUGGAUAAAAUUUACAUGCCAAAUUUUGACUGAUUCCACCAAACCAAAUUUUACUCUUACAAGGUUUUUAUCGUAGUUUUACCCCUGCCGGAUUUCAAAUUAUUUCAGUAAUUUAAACUUUAAUCUUACAAAUUCGUUAAUUUAUCCACAAAUUCUCACCAAAUUAUUAAAUUAAUAAUUAAAAUAAUUUGUAAAUAAUCAAAAUAAUUUGUAAACAAAAUAAAAUAGAAUAGAAUAGAAUAAAAUUGAGUAAUUUGUUGGAAUUGGAGGGAUAGAAUAAAUUUUAAUGUAUUGUGUUGUGGAGGACUGAGAUGAGUUUAUCGUUGGAUACGUCGAGUAGUAAAAACGACACGAGUGUCGAUCCCGCCUGGAAACGAGAUAUUCUCGAUAAAAACGCAGACAAACGCUAUAAAACUGAGGAUGUGACGAAGACGAGGGGUAGUGAGUUUGAGGAUUAUUUUUUGAAGCGUGAGUUGCUCAUGGGUAUUUUUGAGAAGGGUUUUGAGCGUCCUUCUCCCAUCCAGGAGGAAAGUAUUCCUAUCGCUCUCGCCGGUCAUGAUAUUCUCGCCAGAGCCAAAAAUGGCACAGGAAAGACGGCUGCAUUUGUUAUACCUUUACUCCAGAAACUUGAUACCUCAGAAGCACAAAUUCAAGGUUUAAUUCUAUUGCCUACGCGUGAGUUAGCAUUGCAAACUAGUGCGGUGGUGAAGGAGUUGGGUAAAUACUUGGAGGUCCAGUGUAUGGUUUCCACUGGUGGCACUUCGCUCCGUAACGACAUUAUGCGUUUGUAUAAACCUGUCCACAUUCUCUGUGGUACACCUGGUCGUAUUUUAGACUUAACUAACAAGGGCGUUGCGGUGUUAUCCCAGUGUUCCACAGUAGUCUUAGACGAGGCUGACAAGAUGUUAUCACAGGAAUUCUGUCCGAUUGUGGAGGCCCUGUUGAAGUUUCUUCCCACUGAGAAGCAAAUUAUCUUAUACUCCGCCACUUUCCCAGCGAGUGUUCAAGCGUUUAAGGAACAAUAUUUGCCAAACGCCCAUGAGAUUAACCUCAUGGACGAUUUAACUCUCAAGGGGAUUACACAAUUCUACGCCUACGUUGAGGAACGCCAGAAGGUUCACUGCCUGUCAACUUUAUUCGCCAGGCUACAAAUUAACCAAGCAAUUAUCUUCUGUAACUCAGUGGUCAGGGUUGAACUACUGGCCAAGAAGAUUACGGAGUUGGGAUUCUCCUGUUUCUACAUCCAUGCGAAGAUGAUGCAGUCGCAUAGGAACAGAGUGUUUCACGAUUUUAGGAAUGGCGCCUGUAGGUGUUUGGUGUCCUCAGAUUUGUUCACCAGAGGAAUUGACUUCCGCUUUGUCAACGUCGUGGUUAACUUUGACUUUCCCAAGAACUCGUCCACGUAUCUUCACAGGAUCGGGAGGUCCGGACGUUUCGGACACCUCGGACUCGCAAUCAAUCUCGUUACAGAACAAGAUAAAGAAGCGCUCUUCAAAAUAGAAGAGGAGUUAGCGACGGAGAUAAAGCCGAUACCAGCACACGUCGAUCCUUCUCUAUACUCUUAACUAUUGUUAACAGUAUUACUAUUGUUAGAUGUAAAUGGUGGGUGUACCAAUCGCAGGUGGUUUUUUUGUUCACUUUUUACCACCUUAAUUUUUUUUUCUCAUCCA